Messenger RNA from Lachancea sp. 'fantastica', 1740 nucleotides. NCBI's taxonomy places the organism in Eukaryota, Fungi, Ascomycota, Saccharomycetes, Saccharomycetales, Saccharomycetaceae. The record is from the annotation of a GenBank genome assembly.
AUGGGCGAGCAGGAGUCUCUCUCGAUCGAAGAAACGAAUAAGCUGCGAAUUUCGUUAGGUCUAAAACCCAUUGAAGUACCUGCAAGAAACGAGAAAGAACCCGCAACUGUGGAAAAGAUUGGCGAUGAGGUAGAAAACAAGCUUGAUUAUGAUAAAUCGACAUUCAUAGAUCCGAAAGUCUCAAGACUACGAUGGAACUUGAAGAGAGCCAAAUCCAGAUCACAGGGAAAUACUGUUUUGGACAGUAGUACGAACGACAAUGACGACGACAGCGGUGAUUGGAUUGCAAAUGUGAAAUUGAAGAAUAAAAGACCAGGCCGUUCAACUUUAAAAAAGGACUAUUUCGAGGACAAUGAAGAGCACGAAGAUUUACAGAACUCAAACGUUGACGAAAUUGGAGCUCGCACACGGGUUGAAGGCCAGAUUUCAAAUCUCCUGCCUGGUAAAGACGUUAUUCUGACGCUCAAGGAAUCUGAGCUGGACGAAGGCGAAACUGAAGAUACCUUGGUGAAUGAGGGAUUGGCUCAUGACCAGCAGCAGGCCAAGAACAUGCGUCUCAAAAGAAUGAACCAGGAACGGAAACGUCGAAAAACUACUAUCGGAAAAGGUAGUAUGAACAAUGAUGACGAUGAAAACGAAGAGAAUUCCGAAAUAUACAUGGUAGACGGCAAGAUAGUGGGGCAAGAUUCCAAUGACCAAACUGACAAGGAGGUGAGGGAUGAAAGAAAAAUAGACAUCGUAUCCAGGUCGGACAGUGCAGACGACAGCGCUGAAGAAGAACCUUCAGACUUCGCAGCAGUGAAGAUAAAGAAACGCAAGAAACUCAACAACAACAAAGCUGUUUCGAGCAAACGAACAAGACUCACAGACUCCGUAGCUCCCCGGGUUGCUUUGAUCGAUGAAGACGCUGAAGACCCAGUCGAGGACGAGUUACAGAAUGUAUUGAAGAUCCGGAAGAAAGCCAAUCGUGGAAUCCAUCAGGAAAGUCUCAAGACACCAGAACAGAUCGCCAAAGAAGUAGAGGAAGAGAGAAAAGAGAGGGCAUCUCGCAUACGAAACAUCAAUCAUUCCAACGGUAUUACUAUAGAUGAGAACAGUACCUUUCUUUCAAGUCUAACCGCAGGCCAGCAGACCACCAAAGAAAGCGCAUUUGAACGCACGUCAUUCCAGCCUGUAGACCUAAAGGCUUCUGCGUCCAGGCCUCGCGAAUUUGAAGCAAACGAACGAGAAAAUAAUAGUGGUGAUGAUGACAAUGGAGACCAAUCUACAGGGGCCAGUCUUGAAGGGGGUUUAGCGGCAACGUUGGGGUUUUUGCGGGACCGAAACGUGAUUCCAGGGCAACCAUCGCGCGAGGUGGCCGCUAGCAGCACCUCUUCGAGAAAUGCGGAAAUUGUCGCCUUCCAGCAGCAGCAGGAAGCGCGAAAAGUCCGCAAUCGGUUCGCGGACGAACUAACGAAGGGAAGCGUUCAAUACAGCAAGGAAGAAUUAGAGAGUCUACAGCAGCUUCAAGAACAAGAAAUUAAUGAUCGGAAUAAAAUUCUUCAGAGACAAAAGCUCGCUGAUUACAACCCAGAAGUGAAUCUGACCUACAAAGAUGAUGCUGGUAAUGUACUCACCACAAAAGAGGCAUACAAGAAACUGUCACAGGCGUUUCAUGGCACUCGUUCGAACCGCAAGAAGCAAGCGAAGGCGCAACAAAAAGUUCUAAAUAGGAAUAAAAACCAAGGUGGCUAUGUAUGA